Messenger RNA from Penicillium arizonense, 984 nucleotides. Its product is annotated as 4-hydroxybenzoate octaprenyltransferase. Bases 1 to 984 code for a protein of 327 amino acids. The transcript is spliced from 3 exons. Gene Ontology annotation, molecular function: transferase activity, transferring alkyl or aryl (other than methyl) groups. NCBI's taxonomy places the organism in Eukaryota, Fungi, Ascomycota, Eurotiomycetes, Eurotiales, Aspergillaceae. The record is from RefSeq and is a predicted model, not a curated record. Gene Ontology annotation, cellular component: membrane.
AUGGGCCGUCAUUCAUCGGCCGAGAGAUCAGAGUCACGGCACCUUGCUCUAGACCUGAUCAAAACUUCGCGGUAUAACCGUUACAUGCCCUACUACACGAUAUUUGCCGCCGUGUGGUCUACUUUGAUUGCAGGUGCUCUCAGGUUGCAAGAGGCCCGCGACAGUAUCUCCGUUGAGCACAUCCUCAACCGAGCCAUCCUUUCCUCCCUACACUGCCUCUUACUAUGCGGUGCCGGAAACACAUGGAACGAUCUGGUGGACCGGAAUAUCGAUUCUAGGGUGGCUCGGACAAAAUGCAGACCAUUGGCCUCCGGGCGGGUCUCCACUAUCCAGGCGCUGGCGUGGCUGAUCGUUCAGUAUGCACUGUCGGUGAACGUUCUAGUUUGGAUAUUGGAUGGGCAGAGGAUUUGGAGCCUAAUGCUCCCGCUAACAGCCACUAUCAUCGUAUACCCGUAUCUGAAGCGGCCUGUCUUCAGCAAGGUCUUCAUCUACCCCCAGUACGUUCUCGGCCUCGCCGUCAGCUACCCGGCAAUAACAGGCUGGGCUUCGAUCAAUGGGCAAGAUCAAUCGACGGCUGAUAUCGUCAACCAUUGCGCACCGAUUGUGCUUCUUGUCUUCGUCUGGUGUUUCUACUUCAACACUGCUUAUAGCUUCCAGGAUAGCGUUGACGACCGGAAGAUGAAGGUCAACUCUGCAUACGUUUUCGCGGGUGAUCGCAUCCGAUUGUUUCUCUCGUUUCUGAGCAUCCUGACUCUCGUAACGAUUCCGUUUGUUGUGUCCAAGAUUGAUUCCCCUUGGCUGUGGCUCUCGUGGAUGGGGGUUUGGUGCAGUGCCAUGAUAAAGCAGAUUGUUCAGUUUGAUUCGGGGAAACCGGAGAGCGGUGCCCGUAUUCAUUGGGAGAAUUUUCUUUUGGGUUUGUGGACGAGUUCUGCUUGCGUGAUCGAGGUCUAUCUACAGAAAGGAGGGUUCUGGGACACUGUUUAA